AUGGGGUGUAUGUGCACCGCAUCAUCUAAGUCACGAGCAGAUGCAGGAUCUAUUGUAUACACACGACGAAGACCUGCAGCAGCAGCAGCACCAGCAGCAGAGGAGGUGGACGAACAGCAGCAGCAGCAGCAGCAGAACCAGCAGCAAAGGAGGUGGACGAACAGCAGCAGCAGCAGCAGCAGCACGAUGACAAUACUAGCUAUGCUACAAAAAGUGCAGCAGCCGCUGCUGUACCAAGAAAAGCAGCAGCAGCAGCAGCACCAGCAGCAGCAGAAGCAGCAGCAGCAGCACAUGUUGUAUACCUCUCAAGUCGACCCUCUUUUGGAUUUCCUCAUCUGCAGCAAACAGCAGCAACAACACAAAGCAGCAUCUCCCCAUGCCGCAGCAGCAGCAGCAGCAGCAGCACGUGCAGCAGCAACAGCAGCAACAGCAACAACUGCAGCAGCAGCAGGAGGAAUAGUAGAGGAUGUUUAG
This is a messenger RNA of Eimeria maxima, 474 nucleotides long. RefSeq lists its product as hypothetical. Lineage: Eukaryota; Apicomplexa; Conoidasida; Eucoccidiorida; Eimeriidae. The record is from RefSeq and is a predicted model, not a curated record. The transcript has 2 exons. Bases 1 to 474 code for a protein of 157 amino acids.